UAACGGGUAUAUUGCCAGUCCGUCGUCAACGGUUGACAAAUUAUUGUAAACAAUACGGCCUAGGCAUGGACGACCUCCCUACUCUCGACGACGUUAACAUGACUACACCGACAGACGACAGCGAUAACAUGACGUUACCUAUACAGACGCAACCGGUUAACCCCGCGUCUUACACCGACGACGAAAUUCGUGACGUGACACGGCCUUCGAAGAGUAACUCCGGUACUUCAGCAACCGGCGCGAUUCGGAAACAACCACCGGAACCGCAACCUAGCCGAAUUAGCCCGCGAAAUAUACCGCCAGAAUUUCUUCUCGGCAAGAACGCACCGGCUAAACCGGCGCCCGUUCAGCAACCGCCUUUGAGACCACGGGAGUAUCACCCGGCGAAUCCGCAACCGUUCGACUACCGCACAGGGAAUUCUCUACAUUACGAAUAUCGCGACGCACCGCCGCUGCGGAGACCUGCCUUCCGCAAUCAAGGUUUCGAAGACAACCAGUAUAAUUUCCCGCGACCGAGCAUGAGUAGCAACUCAGUACCACCGUCUAGGCCGACAGCUCUGGCAGCCUACGAAGUUAUGAGAAAAUGGAACCUCAAGUUUUCAGGAGCGCGUAACGAGGACGCUGAAGCAUUUCUCGCACGUAUAGACGAGGGGCGAUCACUCAUUGACAUUCGCGACGACAACAAACGUGAAACGUGGCAUUCUUUCGCAGAGUUUAAAGCCGCGUGGCGUCGUAGGUUUGUCAAUCCCGAGUUACAGUUCGCAUUGCGGGAGGAAAUUCGUAGACAAACCCAGGGUGAAUCCGAGUCAGUUUCCGAUUAUUCAACAUACAUGAGGGCGUAUUUCGAUAGAUUGAGACCCGCGUGGGAGGAAGAUGAACAAUUAGAUUACGCAUACCGCAAUUUACUACCGCGAUUACAAAUUUUAAUUCGGCGAGACGAACUACAGGACCUUGAUGAAUUAGAAGACCUUGCGAGUCGAAUAGAAAUCAGCUGCCGGGUUGCAAGUAAUUACCAAGCACCGCCAACACCGGAACGAUCGGUACUACUCGAAUUAGCCUACCGCGGGCAAAGAAACCCAAGCCCUUCUCGCAAUAAUUUCGUAACACUCAACUUUUUCGAGGAAGACCCAGAACCCGAGACGGGACUAGCCAACGCGACCCAAUCUGCUCAAUCGACACCUAAUCGUGGCACACAGGGUAAUAGACCCAACGGUCGAAGUGCGCAACCACGUAGUAAGGCACCGCGAUUCAAUAGUCGAAACGACACCAGUGCGCCAACCACUCCUACCGCUACCACGGCUCACAAUCAGACGGAUACCGCAAACGUCGCGAAUAACUCUCCUGAGAUCGCUGGCAACCCUUUUCUGCCAAGUCCGAGACGUACGCUAAUCUGUUACCAGUGUAGAAAACCCGGUCACCGAUAUACGAAUUGUCCCGAACCCGCGACCGGUCUAUAUUGUUUCCGAUGUGGCAAAGUCGGAUACACUAAGGUGACGUGCCCGAACCAGUGUGCGUGA
Molecule: messenger RNA, 1517 nt
Organism: Neodiprion virginianus
Lineage: Eukaryota; Metazoa; Arthropoda; Insecta; Hymenoptera; Diprionidae
Exons: 2
Coding region: 66-1517 (483 amino acids)
Molecular function (GO): zinc ion binding; nucleic acid binding
Source: RefSeq, a predicted model, not a curated record